Molecule: messenger RNA, 1706 nt
Organism: Photinus pyralis (common eastern firefly)
Lineage: Eukaryota; Metazoa; Arthropoda; Insecta; Coleoptera; Lampyridae
Gene: U3-55K
Product: U3 small nucleolar RNA-interacting protein 2
Exons: 7
Coding region: 97-1485 (462 amino acids)
Cellular component (GO): small-subunit processome
Molecular function (GO): snoRNA binding; protein binding
Source: RefSeq, a predicted model, not a curated record
UGUGUGUUAUACAUAACCUGAAAACCCAUGCUGUUUAAAUUUACAUUUAAAUAUAUACUUACAGUCUACUUAUUCUUGUGUUUUAUUAUAUGAAGAAUGUCUUUUUUUAUUAAAAGUAAACCAAAACGAGGAGUAAAAAGCAAGUUUUCAAGUAAAAAGGAGCACACCACAAAGGCUAAAAAAUCUAAACCAGCAAACAACAAUGAUGACACUAUUACAAGUAGCGAGGACGAAGAAGAGAAACAAGUAAAUGGCAAUUCGGACACGCUAUCGUCUGAUGAUGAGAACGAGACUGCUCAAGAAAAAAAAUUACGUUUAGCUAAAAUUUUCUUGGAAGAAAUUGAAAAAGAAGAAACCGCAAGGCUUCAGCAGGAUAACGAGUUAAACAGUGAUGUAAUAUCUAAACGACUCAAGCUCGAUUAUUUGAAACAAGCUGGCCGAUUAAAGUUAUCUGUGGCAAGCGAAUAUGUGGGAGGAGAAAUUAGUAAAGUGAACAUUUUAAAAGCGAAAGAACACAGGCAUGCCGUCACCUGUCUUUGUGUAUCGUCGGAUUAUAAGUAUGCAUUUUCCGGCAGUAAGGAUAGCAGUAUCGUUAAAUGGUCACUUACCGAAAACAAAAAACUACUCUCCAUUCCGUUUCGCAAGAAAGUAAACGUAGAUUCGAAAGAAGUAGUCGGUCACAGUAAGCAAAUAUUAUGUAUAGCAAUUUCAUUCGAUGACAAAUUUUUGGCAGUCGGUGAUGCCACUAGUGUGAUACAAAUUUGGAAUCCUGCAGAUUUAAGGCACAUCGGUUCACUAAAAGGACAUCGAGAUUCUGUGACCGGUGUAACGUUUAGGGGAAAUACCCACACGUUGUAUUCCUGUAGCAAUGAUCGUUCGGUGAAAGUGUGGUCGUUAGAUGAAAUGUCGUAUGUGGAAACGUUGUAUGGGCAUCAGGAUAAAAUAACUUCAAUAGAUUGUCUUACGAAGGAACGUGCCAUUACGGCAGGCGGGAGAGAUACAUCAAUACGUUUGUGGAAAAUUUUGGAGGAAUCUCAGCUAAUUUAUAAUGGACAUUCGGGCAGUAUUGAUGUUGUACGGUUAAUAAAUGAAGAACAUUUUGCUUCAGGUGGUGACGAUGGUAAUUUAUGUAUAUGGUCAAUUGGAAAGAAGAAACCUAUAUGCCUAGUUAAAGAAGCGCAUGGAUGUGAUCCUAGUAAUUUACAACCUUUUUGGAUAGUGUCCAUUGCUACAUUGGUGAAUACAGAUUUGAUUGCAUCAGGGUCGCACGACGGCUCUAUUCGAUUGUGGCAUCUUGAAAACAAAUUGCGCCAGCUUACUCUGCUGUUCCAAUUAGAAGUAGCUGGUUUUGUUAACGACUUAGUUUUUAGCAGAAAUGGAGAUCACUUAUUAGCUGCAAUUGGAACUGAACAUAGGUUUGGACGAUGGUCUGUCAUAAAGUCGGCAAAGAAUAGUGUUGUUGUAAUACCUUUAACAAAAAAAUGACGCAUAAUAUUUCUCUUUGUAAAUAAGUUUCAACAACAUAUUUAUAGUGCGAGUUCGAUAAUUUAGUGUUCAUUGUUAAUUGGAAAAGCGGAUCACCUGAGCUUUGCAUUUGUCAUCCAUUCUUGAAAAUAAUUUAUAAUAUAUAAAGUUUAUUUUUACACAAUAUGUUGAAUGUUAAUGCAUGUUAAUUCUUAUGUGCAAAAUAUAUAUGUCAUUUAAUA